AUGGCACAAAUUUUUCCAGCAGAAGAGCUGAAGAAGGCCACCGAAAACUAUGAUGAAAGGUUAAUAAUUGGCAAUGGAGGUUAUGGUACUGUUUUCAAAGGAAUCCUUCCAAAUAAUAAGGUUGUUGCUAUAAAAAAGUCCAAAGUAGUGGAUCAGAGUCAAGUUGAGCAAUUCAUCAAUGAGGUGGUUAUUCUCUCCCAAAUCAACCAUAGGAAUGUGGUAAAACUCAUAGGUUGUUGUCUAGACACCGAAGUCCCAUUGUUGGUGUAUGAGUUUGUCAACAAUGGCACCCUUUUCCAUCAUUUGCAUGAUGAAAAUAAGGCGAGUAUUAUACCUUGGAGGAUUCGUCUUAGAAUAGCCACAGAGACAGCAAGAGCCCUAACAUAUUUACAUUCGGAUGCCUCCACAUCUAUUAUCCACAGAGAUGUCAAGAGUGCCAACAUUCUAUUGGAUGACAAUUAUACUGCCAAAGUGUCUGAUUUUGGAGCUUCAAGAUUGGUUCCAAUUGAUCAAGCUGAAUUAGCCACAUUGGUACAAGGAACUUUUGGUUACUUGGACCCAGAGUACAUGCAAACAAGUCGAUUAACACAGAAGAGUGAUGUAUAUAGUUUUGGAGUAGUGCUUGUAGAACUACUCACAGGAAAAAAAGCACUGUCCUUUCAGAGAUCAGAAGAGGAAAGAAGUCUUUCUAUGCUUUUUCUCUCUAACUUGGAAAAUAAACGCUUGUUUAAAAUUAUUGAAUUUGGUCUUUUGACUAAAGAAAAUAAGAUGGAGAUCAAGAAAUUUGCUAUACUUGCAAGCAAGUGCUUGAACCUUAAAGGUGAAGAGAGGCCUAGCAUGAAGGAAGUGGCAAUGGAGCUUGAAGGGAUAUGGUUAACAGAGAAGCACCCAUAG
Messenger RNA from Sphenostylis stenocarpa, 894 nucleotides. The record is from the annotation of a GenBank genome assembly. NCBI's taxonomy places the organism in Eukaryota, Viridiplantae, Streptophyta, Magnoliopsida, Fabales, Fabaceae.